Aspergillus chevalieri is the source of this 936-nucleotide messenger RNA. RefSeq lists its product as uncharacterized. Gene Ontology annotation, cellular component: nucleus. NCBI's taxonomy places the organism in Eukaryota, Fungi, Ascomycota, Eurotiomycetes, Eurotiales, Aspergillaceae. Gene Ontology annotation, molecular function: DNA binding. Bases 1 to 936 code for a protein of 311 amino acids. The record is from RefSeq and is a predicted model, not a curated record. The transcript has a single exon.
AUGACUGAAAUACCGAAGGAAAAACGUCUAGAAUUGGCCAUUGAGGCUUUUCAUAAAGGCCAAUUCCCAUCAAAAACGGCCUGUGCAAAAGCCUUUGAUGUGCCUCCAAGGACCCUCAUGACUCGCCUCGAUGGGACUGUCUCUCGCCAACAUACAAUUGCAAAUUGUCGCAAGCUAUCAAAUACUGAAGAAGAAUCCCUUAAAAACUGGAUUCUAGACAUGGAUAAACGUGGUCUACCCCUUCAAGUAUCAAAUGUACGCCAUCUUGCUCAGCUUUUAUUAUCCGCGCGGUCUAAGCCAUCAAAAGACAUCUCUAUCAGCGAGAAAUGGGUCUCCCGAUUUAUUCAACGCCAUCCUGAGCUCAAAUCCAAAUAUACCCGCCAAUAUGACUAUCAGCGUGCCAAAUGUGAAGAUCCGGAGCUUAUAAAAGGCUGGUUUAAUCGUGUUCAAGAGACUAUCCUGAGAUACGGCAUUGCAGAGCAGGAUAUAUACAAUAUGGAUGAAACUGGCUUUCAAAUGGGUGUGGCAUCAACUGCAAAGGUUAUUUGUGGAUCAGAGACAAGAGAUAGCCAUGCCAAAUCUAUCCAGCCUGGAAAUCGCGAGUGGAUUACCAUAAUAAUUGCCAUAAACGCCUCUGGACAUGCUCUACCUCCGCAAAUCAUUAUGGCUGGGAAAAAGCAUCAAUCUCAGUGGUAUUCAGCUAUUCCAAAGGAAUAUAGAAUCAGCUUGAGCGAUAAUGGCUGGACUAAUGAUAUUCUGGGAUUUGAAUGGCUUCAGGAGAUGUUUGAGAAGCAUACUGCUUCUCAGACAGCUGGCAGAUAUCGUCUUUUAAUUCUUGACGGCCAUAGCAGUCAUGCCACUGCUAGUUUUGAUCAAUUCUGCACUGAGAGAAGGAUUAUUCCGUUAUAUAUGUGUCACGGCGCUCUACUAGGAUAA